Theobroma cacao (cacao) is the source of this 2563-nucleotide messenger RNA. It is a transcript of the gene OTP43, whose product is annotated as Pentatricopeptide repeat (PPR) superfamily protein. NCBI's taxonomy places the organism in Eukaryota, Viridiplantae, Streptophyta, Magnoliopsida, Malvales, Malvaceae. The record is from RefSeq and is a predicted model, not a curated record. Gene Ontology annotation, molecular function: protein binding.
UUUAGCUUUGGGAGCUCCUUUGUUGCUUGCCUGCCUGCGGGCAGGAAGAUUUGUUUUGCAUUUCUGUUUGAGUGGAGCAUCAACACAUCCUUUUCCUGCUUGAAAGCGUCUGUCUUCUUCACUGACACAGGGCAUAAGGCCCCAAAAAGAUGUUUUCUUUACUCUCCAAGCUCACUCCACCCCUCUCCAAAACUGCUCUCCACCUGCCUAAAUCCUUCAGCACCACCACUCCACAGCCGCAAAACACCACCUCCGCCGCCGCCAUCCUCACCGGCCUUAUUCUAACCUCCACCAACCCAAAAUCCCUUACCCAAUCCCUCCUCUCCCCCUCCAUCAACUGGACCCCGCUUUUAGUCGACACCAUCCUCAAGCAGCUCUGGAACCACGGCCCCAAAGCCCUCCAAUUCUUCCACCUCCUCCUCCACAACCACCCUACCUACAUCCACUCCGUUUCCUCCUUCGACCAUGCCAUAGACAUCGCUGCCCGUCUCCGUCACUACGCCACCGUUUUCACCCUCCUCCACCGUAUGCGCUCUCUCCGCCUCCACCCCACCCCCAAAACCUUCGCCAUCAUCGCCGAAAGGUACGUCGCCGCUGGAAAACCCGAUAAAGCCCUUAAAAUCUUCUUGUCAAUGCAUGAACAUGGUUGUUUCCAGGAUUUGCAUUCUUUUAAUACAAUUCUUGAUGUUUUAUGUAAAGCUAAACGUGUUGAGAAAGCAUGCAACUUUUUUAAAGUACUCAGAGGAAAGUUUAAAGCCGAUGUUAUUAGUUAUAACAUAAUCGCAAACGGUUGGUGCUUGAUUAAGAGGACAAAUAUGGCUCUUGAGACUUUAAAGGAGAUGGUGGAAAAAGGUUUGACUCCAAAUUUGACUGCGUAUAAUAUAAUUCUAAAAGGCUAUUUUAGAGCUGGUCAAAUUGAGGAGGGUUGGAAGUUUUUUCUGGAAAUGAAGAAGAGAAAGUGUGAAAUUGACGUUGUUACUUAUACUACUGUAGUUCAUGGACUUGGUGUUGCGGGGGAGAUUAAGAGGGCUAGAAAAGUUUUCGAUGAGAUGGUUAGGGAAGGUGUGUUGCCUUCAGUUGCAACUUACAAUGCUUUGAUUCAAGUUUUGUGUAAGAAAGAUUGCGUGGAGAAUGCUAUUUUGGUUUUUGAGGAGAUGUUGAGGAAGGGUUAUGUUCCGAAUUCAACUACUUAUAACGUGGUGAUUAGGGGGUUGUGUCAUAAAGAACAAAUGGAUAGGGCUAUCGAAUUUAUGGAUAAAAUGAGGGAUGAUGAAUGUGGACCAAAUGUGCAGUCAUACAAUAUCGUGAUUCGGUAUUUCUGUGAUGCUGGUGAGAUUGAGAAAGGUUUGGAGUUGUUUCAGAAAAUGAGUUGUGGUGAUUGCUUGCCAAAUUUGGAUACGUACAAUAUUUUGAUAAGUGCAAUGUUUGUAAGGAAGAAACCCGAUGAUUCAGUGGUGGCUGGGAAGUUGUUAAUUGAGAUGGUUGAUAGAGGAUUUAUGCCUCGAAGAUUAACUUUCAAUCGUGUUUUGGAUGGACUUUUGCUGACAGGUAAUCAAGGUUUUGCAAAGGGGAUUUUGAGAUUGCAGAGCAGAUGUGGCCGUCUUCCUCGACAGUUUAAAUUGUGAAGCCUGUUGUAUCUGAUUUUGUCAUAUCAACACUGUCGAUCUCAUUCCUAUUUCUGAGGAAUUAUGCCUCUUUACUUUCUAAAAUGCAGUGAUUGUGAAGAAAUCUGGUACUUUUUGUGACUGUCAGUUCUUGAGUGCAUAGCUGUACCGAAUUGGAGGAUUUAGACUCGCUGGCUGAUCGUUUGCCUUGUAGCACUUUUUGACAAAAUCCUUCUGUUGUGUAAAAUUUACAGACUCUUUUAACUCAAACCUUGUUUCAUUUAAUUGCUGCGGGGAGAAUAUGAGGUUGCUUCUAAGCAAUGUUGCCAUGUUUAUUGAAGUAUGUACUGGUGAGGAAUUCGUGAGGGCACAAAUAAUUUUCUCAACCAGCUUUAAUGUCAGCUAGAGAUGCUUGAACUGAACAUUUGUCAUCAUGAGGUCAGUAUGUUAAACUAUGAUGUUUUUCCUGCCCUGUUUUAUGGUUAACUCACAGUGCGUUAUUCUUGGUUCAACUUUCGGGAAGAUUUGCAAGCUUAAUUUACUUUCCAAAUCAACCAAUCCUAAGCUUUUGCAUUGGAGGAUGAUAAUCUUUUUGAAUUGAUGUCCUCGAUACAGCAACUUCUUACUUGCAGAAAUGUGUUCCGGAGGUGGUGGAGAGGUUUUCUUUGUAAUACUUGGAGAGAGAGGAAUAGCAGGCUUCAGUUGUAUGAAAUGCAGUGUAUUAUGAGCCUAGUGUGGCAUUAUCAGUAGUGCUGUCAAGUGUAGGGUAUAAAGUUGUCCGAGGAUUUAAGGAUGCUGUCAUGAAUAGAGGAUUGAGCCUGAAGUGCGAAAUGAGGCAGUUGUUAUUGGGGGGCAUAAUAGCAUAAUUUCUGCUUUGCUACUGGCAUUCGUGUAGUAAUUUUAUUACCCGAAUUCGAACCCGUUUACAAUACCUGAAUAAAAUUGCAGCAUUAGGACUC